Molecule: messenger RNA, 7001 nt
Organism: Dothidotthia symphoricarpi CBS 119687
Lineage: Eukaryota; Fungi; Ascomycota; Dothideomycetes; Pleosporales; Dothidotthiaceae
Product: para-aminobenzoate synthase
Exons: 7
Coding region: 86-6748 (2220 amino acids)
Biological process (GO): transmembrane transport; L-tryptophan biosynthetic process
Molecular function (GO): transmembrane transporter activity
Source: RefSeq, a predicted model, not a curated record
AGACUCUCUCGAUCCGAAUCAUAAGCUCCGAGGUCCAAUGGGUGGAUAUAUUUGAAAAGCGCCGCCCGAAUAACAGAACUCGAGCAUGUCCUUGAAGCAUGGCACCAUCAGAGCCGCACAUUGGGUCGCAGUCGAACUUGGACUCAAGACUAUGAGAUCUGCACGCAAAGAUGUAUACAUCAUCAUUCUGUCUCGUUAUCUGCGCAUGUUUGCGUACGGUGCUGUGGCUCUCAUCCUCGCAGUAUACUUCCAAGCGCUAGGCUUUUCGGACGAACAAAUCGGCUUCUUCAUGACUUUGACCCUGUUGGGCGACGUCGUCAUCAGUCUGCUCCUCACGCUCAUUGCCGACUCCCUGGGACGUAGGAAGACCCUUUUGCUAGGAGCAUUGGCCAUGGCGCUUUCUGGGACUGUGUUCGCAACAACGAGCAAUUACGGCGCGCUGCUUGUGUCUGCGAUUGUGGGCGUUAUUAGUCCGACUGGGACAGAGAUUGGGCCGUUUCGGGCGGUGGAAGAGUCGACGCUGGCGCAUCUUGUAGAUGAACAACAGCGCUCAGAUGUUUAUACGUGGUAUGUUGUUUUAGCUGUGUUAGGAACAUCGACGGGGUUGGUUGUUGGGGGUUUGGCUGUCGAUAAGAUGCAGGGACUGGAUGGCUGGACAGAGUUGGAUGCUUACCGAGCCGUGUUUUGGAUUUACACAGGAGUUGGACUUCUCAAAGCGAUUAUGGCGUUGUGCUUGAGCCAGCAAUGUGAGCAUGUGCACGAGAAGACAAGCCAAAGCGAAUCACCCGGAGAGACUGAGCCACUUCUGAGCAGCGACCCCGUCACGCAGGACACUGCUCCUUCGAAGCCGACUAAGAAUCUCUGGAACCCUAUCAACCGAAUUUCCAAACCCAGUCGCGGCAUGUUGAUCAAGUUCUGCAGCCUGUUCUUCUUCGACGCGCUCGGCAGCGGCAUGGUCCCUUUCUCCCUGAUAAACUUCUACAUGGAGCGGAAAUUCUCCCUCCCCAAAGGCAAACUCGGCGGCAUCAUGUCGGCAACAUGGGUCGUCUCUACCAUCGGCAAUGUCUUCGCCGCCUCGCUCGCCAAACGCCUCGGCCUCAUCCAAGCCAUGGUCGCCACGCAUUUCCCCAGCAGCGUCUUCCUGGCAGCUCUCCCCAUCGCAAACGGCCUACCACUCACGAUCUGUCUGCUGGUGGGUAGAUCUGUGCUGAGCUCCAUGGACCAGGCGCCGCGCUCGGCGUUUCUUUCCAUCGUUGUGCUGCCUGAGGAGAGGACGGCGGUCAUGGGCGUGGUUAAUAUUGUGAGGACGUUGGCGCAGAGUGGGGGACCCUCGAUUACGGGCGUGCUGGCUGGACGUGAUCGGUUUUGGUUGGCGUUUUUGGUUGCGGGCGCGUUGAAGGUCGCGUAUGAUGUUAUGCUUUUGGCGUUCUUUGGGGGGAAUGUGCAUCCGCGUGCUGUGUGUAUGGGUGAGGAGUCAGAUAGUCGUGAUGAUCGGCCGAUAAGUACUAGGUCACAACUCAACGGCUCAUGGGAUACUCCCUCUCGAUUGAUCGAAACUAAAGUGCAGCAAAGUUUAGCAACAGCUUGUGAACAACAUCUAAGCUUAGUAGCAGGACCCUGCAUACCGGGGCAAAACACCCCUUUUACUCGAAGAUCUUGGACCAUGGCACCCGCGAUAAUGACUCAACGGCCGAAAAUCUUAUUCUUGGACGCAUACGACUCCUUUUCAAACAACAUCGUUGCUCUCGUUGAGCAAAAUGUCGAAGCAGAUGUCGUCAAAGUUUUCAUCGACGAACCCAGUCUGGUGUGUGGCCAACGCCCGACUUCACCCACCGAGCGCAGUACUCGAGAUACGAUAAGUUUCCGCGACUACUUGAAAGACUUUGACGCGGUUAUUGCGGGACCUGGGCCCGGUUGGGCGAAAUGCGACACAGAUGUUGGACUUAUGAAAGAGCUGUGGAAACUUCAAGAUGAGGAUAUGAUGCCUGUACUCGGAGUGUGUCUUGGCUUCCAGUCGUUGUGUCUUGCUUUCGGUGCAGAGAUUGAAAAGUUGGAGGAGCCAAAACACGGCAUCAUAACAGAUGUUCUACACAAUAGGCAAUCGAUAUUCAGGGACGUGGAGAAGUUGCUGGCGACACAAUAUCACUCCUUACAAGUCAUGCUCAACCAUCCGAUUCAGACGAAGCGAGCCGUGCGCUAUCCUGCGCAGCUCUGGGAGUCUACUGCAACAUGCCCGCAGCUGGAACCAUUGGCGUGGGAUUUUGACAGUGAACGCAAUGGCGCGGUGCUCAUGGGUGUAAAGCAUAUUCAGAAACCUUUCUGGGGUGUUCAAUUCCAUCCAGAGUCGAUCUGUACGAACAGUGAAGGGAGCCGUAUCAUCCGAAAUUGGUGGGAAGACGCUCAGUCGUGGAACCGAAAGCGCAUGUUCAGCCACGUUGCACAGAAGAGUUCUCUGUCACCUUUCCGAGCAGCACCUAUGACCUUUAGCGAUUUUCGGCGCGAAUUCAAAGGCUAUGGUGCAGAUAACCAAGCCACUUGUUCUCUCAAAGGGGUAGUUGGGAAGGCAAACUCUGGUAUCUCAGAGAGUGAAUAUCCAAGGCCAAAAGAACUGGCUGUGUUAGUCGCUCACGGCGAUGGAAUCUCGAUACCGGAUCUGUCGCCUGAAGCCGUUCACUGCAGCACUACAGGGAGUGGAAGACUGACAGUCGCGGAUGUUUGUGAGCUGCUGGAAAUCCAAAGGAGAGAAGCCAUAGUUUUGCAAUCCGGACUUCAGUCGAAUCUUGUUCCAAUGGCGGUUGGUACAGGUCGUUACAGUAUCAUUGGCCUUGUCAUUCCUGGAGAAACGCUCCGGUUACACUACUACACGCGUUCUCGGAUCAUGCAACUCAGGGAUGGCAGGGAUAGAGUGCACACGGAAUGGAAGGUAGCCGAUCCGUGGCCGUAUAUCAAGGAAGUCAUGGAGUAUCUCCGACCUGCGACACCGCCUCGAACUUCGACAUGGGCACCGUUUUGGGGAGGCCUGAUGGGCUAUGCAAGUUACGAAGCUGGUCUCCAAACGAUUGAUGUCCCUGCUGAUGGAGUCGCCGAACACCCCGAUAUCUGCUUUGCAUACAUCACCAGGAGUAUCGUUUUUGAUCAUCAGGUCAAGAAGGUCUAUGUACAGAGCAUUCGUGGCGCACAUGACAACCACUGGGUCGAGCAGACAGUACAGAGGAUUUACGAAGCUGCUGGGAGCAAGUCAGCAGAAACAACGCCGAGUGGGACGCCAGUGCCCAAGCCCGAUCCGUUUGAGAAGUUUGGCCCCAUGAACCAGUACAUUGAUUCGUGUGUACAAUCGUCUGCUAGCCGCGAGGAGUACUGCGAUAAAGUGCGUUCAUGCCAGGAUGCUAUAGCCGAUGGUCAAAGCUACGAACUUUGUCUCACAACACGCAAUGAGAUCCGUGCUAAAAAGCCAAAUUCGUGCAGGAUCUCACGAGCAGAAUGUAAUGAGCAUUCUUGGAAUCUCUACAAGCGUUUGACAGGUCAAAACCCUGCUCCAUUCAGCGCCUAUAUGAGGAUGCAUAACGUGCAUAUCCUCAGUUCGUCGCCAGAACGUUUCAUUAGCUGGGACAGGUCGCAGACUGCGCAGUGCCGACCUAUCAAAGGUACAGUGCAGAAGAAACUCGGUGUCACUGCGGAGGAUGCGCAUGCUAUUCUCUCUUCUUCAAAGGAGCGCGCAGAGAACCUUAUGAUUGUUGAUCUGACUAGACAUCAACUGCAUGGUGUAUACGGAUCCGCCAACGUUUGCGUGAGCCAGCUCAUGGAAAUGGAAGAAUACGAGACCGUCUGGCAACUCACUACAGUCGUCGAUGCAACCCCCAGUGGAGCCUCGAAGCCCAAAGCGCCCGGAGAAUGGGAGGAUCCAACAGACUACGUCUCCGCUUCCGGAGAACAGACAAUACCCUACCUGGGCUUCCAAGCAUUUGUCGAGAGUCUCCCACCGGGAAGUAUGACUGGCGCGCCGAAAAAGCGGUCCUGCGAGCUUCUGCAAAAUGAAGAAGCUGGGCAGCGACGUGGUAUAUACUCAGGUGUCUUGGGAUAUCUGGACGUCGGAGGUGGCGGUGAUUUUAGCGUCGUGAUUCGUACAGCCAUCAAGAUCGACUCCCCUGAUAACGACAAAGAGGAUGUGUGGAGGAUUGGCGCUGGAGGAGCUGUCACAAGCCAAAGCACGCCUGAUGGCGAAUACGAGGAGAUGCUGGUGAAAUUCCAGAGCACGGCAAGGGCUUUCAAACACCAGCCGCCACCGCCACCGCCAACAAAGAAGAAGAUCAAGAUCGAGUUGCUGAAUCCCAUUGAUCCCGAUGAGUUUGAGGAGCUGUUGUUACGGACGAGAGACGGGGGACAGCCGAGCCUCGAGGAUGCGCAGAUAAUCCAACGAUUGGCAAUGGCAACAGACGCGCCAGACCCGCGGACUUUCCAAACCUGGGAAGAUGCUUUCCAGUACCCAAUUCCUGUCGUUCGCAAGCUCGAACAGCAGCUCCGCACCAAUGCCGACGACAAUCGCGAGAAGCUGCGGUCGCUCGUGGGUGCCAGCUACCGCAGCCUUCUCGACACGGCCGAAACAAUCAUCGACAUGGAAGUCUGCAUGCAGCAGGUCGAGUCCAAGCUGGCAAGAGUAUUCUGGAAACGGCUGUUGAUAUGGGACACAGACGUGGAGCGAUAUACAUUCGCGUCUCAGCUUGCGAUUCUUAGGAACGCGCCGACGGUUAUGACAAGGUUGAUCAAGAGAGACGGGUCGUAUCUACUUGUUGCGAAGGUGCUUGUCGUGUCGCGACUCUUGCAUAAGGCGCUUAGUCAGUCGAAGGACAAGCCACCGAUUGUGGAGCAGUCGUGGGAAAGGCUACUUUCUGUGCGGAGAAAACUGCUGCGCAGGAUCGAUAAGCGACUUGCGAGCACGAGUGGUGAGACAGCGACCCUGGUGGAGAGCAUGUCUGCGUAUGCUCUCGUCACGAGCUCGACGCCCACCGAUGUGCUGCAACACUUUCACAAAGUGCGUAUGGAAAAGGUGACAAGUGCGUUGAAGCAAGGCGACGAUGAGCUUGCGAAACAUGGUGUUGGUGCGCUGCAGAUCUGUAUACAGACAUGUCUUGAUACGCAAACGAUAUUUCCCAGACGCUUAGCUGAGUCUUUGGUGAAGCUCAAGGCGCAUCCGUUGAUCCAAGACCCAGAUGUUCGCGGCCUUUACGAGCUAAACCUGGAAGUGCACGAUCGGUGGAUAGGCGACGAGGCGCGUAAUUACACGCCAUGGCCACGGCAUGACGAGUUGCAGCGAGCGGAUGCUGAGAGGAUACUGCACCGCUGGUCGAAGGACGCUAUAUCUGCUUUUCUACAGGAGAUCAAGACGUCACUCGAGGGAGAGGAUAGGUUGAAGGAAGUCGCCAGCUUGAGACAGGAGCUGAUCGAGACGUGGAUCCUGUCAGGCUCGCGCAUGGCGGGUGUGAAGUCGGCCAACGUACUUGAUGACCUGCGAGAUACGAUGAACGAAAAACUAGAAAGUAUUGUACGAUCGCGUACUCAGGGACUGCAGGAUGUAGUUUCGAGCUUGAAGAGUCAACUCGAUGUCGGCACCCCUUCCAGCGACAGCUCGUCACUCUCCUUGUGGAACACAACAGCUAAAAGCUCCGACCUCAGCAACGGCGCACAGGUUUUCAAGGCUACGAUACUCAACACACAUCAAGGGCGCGACCAGCCUGUGAUGAACGUUCUAUCUGCUUUUGACAAAUGGAUGGACUCUGUUCUUGAAGUCAAGGGCAUAGUCAAAGGCAUGAAGGAGGCGCGAUGGGACGACACCUUCGCCGACGACGUUGACGAUGCGUCGGAUGACGAGCUGGGCGAGUCAAAACAGACACUUCUCAGCGCCGAUGAUCCACGGUUGCUCGAAGAAGUUACACAAGAAGCGCUGAGCGAUGCACUGAACAGCCUAGGCCAGAGUUUCUCGCAAAUCGCAGAAACAUCUAUAAAGGUUGACGACAAGAGCUCCGUUGAGAAAGCAGCCUUCAUUCUACGCGUUGUGAGAGAAAUCGGCGAUCGGAUACCACGUCUACGACUCCAAGAUAAAUCCUCGCCGCUCGCGUCGCCUUUCACAAGCAAGGUCUUGCAGCCGCUGUAUACGACACUUGCUACAUACAUUGUCCCACCAACCGUAGCGUCGUACGAGAAAGCACUUCUCAACGCUACAAAAGCCAAACCUCAGAGCGUUAUCCUCUGGGAAGGCAAUCCACCGCUACCAAGCCAGCCUUCAGCCAGCGCAUUCAGAUUCCUGAGGGAGCUGAACAAGAGCAUGGCGCGUGUUGGGAGCGAUCUUUGGGCUCCUGGGUCUGCUUCGAUCCUGAAAAGUGUGCUAGCUCAAGAGACGAGGAAAGCACUGCAAGACCAUAUUCAAACGAUCAAGGUAUCCAACAAGAAGGUGGAGAAGGAAGAGAGCGAGGAACCCACAGACACGCCAGCCUCGCCUCAAAACGCUGCUGCGCCUGAGAAUGUAGAACACGCUGAUGGCAGCGUAAAGGAACGACAAGGCCAGCAGCUGAAGCAGCUACUCUUCGACGCAUUGUAUAUCCAACGCUUCACUGGCGAGAAGAAACAAAGUAUCGAUGAUCUUGUUGAGAAAAUCGAGCUAGAGGCACUUGAUGAGGCGGCAGUGAACAGGCUGAGGAAGAACGCUGCGGAUUACGCGAAGAAGACGUAUCUACUCUUUGCGCUGCUGGCCUAAAUACUUAUAUUCUCAAUGUAAUAAAACUUGGCGCUCACGACCUCACUCAAGUUGUGUGGAGGAAUAGAAUAUGUGAGACUGCCCCGUCAUUGACGUCAAUAGUUCACACUACGGUUGUGGCGUCUGCUCGCUUGCGGACGGUAUGCCGUAGACAUGCAGGAAUGGUGAUACAGUAGGUUCUGCCUCAUAACGAUGCCUGCCUUAUAACGAUACCUUAUGAUGUCAUGUAUCGUUAUACAGCAGAAAUACAGAC